AUGGCGUCAUAUGGAGCACCCAAAGUCUAUCGAGCGACGAACCUCCCGCACCAUGUGGAUCGCCUAGCAGCGGCUGAGUUGCUCGUACGGUGUAACCCGGGUAUUACCCUUGAAGACACCCAGAUAGAGUCUAUUGCUCCUGUUGUUGAUCCGUGGGUGAGCGAGCUCACAAAGGUAGCUACCUUGAGGUUCAAAUCUGCACCGGUGGCUCUUCAAGGGCCUGGUCGCAUGGAAUGGUCCUUCCCGAUCCUGGGCUCCCUUCGUUCGAUCACCCUGGACAUCCACUUCCACGGUCUCACUCCGUUGAACGAGCUGUAUCGUGAUAUCCGGCCUGGCAAGCCACCCGAUGGGAUCCUGGCAGCCAUGGGGCGAUUAUCUUUCAUGUGGAUACGUGAUGCUCUACCCAGCCGACUCCCCGGUGUUAGAUUUAUUAUUUACGGCUAUGAUACAGCCCUAUCCGGGAGCAAAUCUUUCCAGGUUGUGCCAGACAUAGCGGGGUCCUUGAUAUCGGAGCUAAAAGCUAAUGGCUGGGCUGCUCCGGCUGCCAAGCCUAUUAUAUUCCUUGCCCAUAGUCUUGGAGGCGUAGUCUUGAAGCAGAGCAUGGUCAUGUUGGCGGGGAGUGGAGUCAGGGAAAGAGAAAUUAUCCGCAACAUCAAAGGCGCCAUAUUUUUCGGAGUUCCGACCGUGGGAAUGACAGUGCCUGACAUCUACGAGAUGCUCGAGGACCAGCCGAACACGGCCCUCCUGGAUGAUCUUUCCAAUCGUUCAAACUAUAUCCCGACGCUGGAGAAACAGUUUGAUGGAAUCUCUUAUACUCGAGAUAUGGUGCUCUUUUGGGCGUACGAAACACAAGCAUCGCCAGUUUAUCUUGGAGGUUGGAAGCGAUCCGGCCCAGACACGGUCAUGGUCUCACCGGAGUCUGCCACUGGCGGCCGGCAUGGAAUCUCCCCGGAGCGCCUUCUCCAGAUAGACGCCGAUCACUCGAACAUGGUCAAGUUUAAGCCUGGGGACCGGCUAAUACCUAUAAUGGCAGACAAAAUCAGAGAAAUCAUUGAUAAUGCUAUGAUUUAUGCAUCUGCAAAGACACUGGCCGGAUGA
This is a messenger RNA of Clonostachys rhizophaga, 1098 nucleotides long. NCBI's taxonomy places the organism in Eukaryota, Fungi, Ascomycota, Sordariomycetes, Hypocreales, Bionectriaceae. The record is from the annotation of a GenBank genome assembly.